UCCUAGCUACUUAUCCACCAAUCCAUCUCGCCAAACAAGCUUCAACCAAUCAAACAUCAUAAUGAAUAUCUAGGGCUACUAGUUGCAUAUACAGAGGCCCUCCACAUUUACGUCUAUAUCGUCCUGAUAAUCCAAACGUUCAUCCUCUGCCGAGACUCUAGAGUAUGCAUCGACAACACGGUGAGUCAAAGGAUUCAAUGCAGGAUAGGAUGGCAGAGUAUAUUGGCCAUGUAUUGCUAUCUCUAACGAAUGGGAGAGGUUUCGUGUCGUGUUGAUCUGCAGGCUGACUGCUGCGGCGAGUGCUGCCUAUGCCACCACCAGUUGUACUCCACAAAUGUGAUCAAAAUUUCACAAAGUUUCUAUAUCCUCGUUUUUCGAGUCGUCUACAUUGGAAUAUUUAUAUACCUGUUUCUAGUACUCAUUUGUUCCAAAUCUUCAUAUCUUUCCUAUCCUUUCUUCCCUCCUUCAUCCUCUUCUUCCUCUUACCAAACUCAUACCACUUCUUCUUCCAUUAUCAUAUCCUCAAUCAUGCAUGCCAAUGAGACCCCAAGUAAGGACGGCGAACAAUAUGUCGUCGUCAAAGCCGGAAAAGAUGUCACCACUCCCACACAAGCAUCAAGUGAUGCCGGCAAGGAUGAAGAUAUCAAAUGUCCAGAGAUUCUAUACAAAGUCCAAUAUAAGGAUAUAGGUGGUGAAAUAAAAGGAACAAAAGAAUUGGCAGCACCAUACAAAUUGAAGAAGACGACGUAAGUUGAUCACCAUCACUCUUUCCCUAACCAAAUACUAACAUCUUCAAGAUAUCGCGAUUCAGAGAUACCUAUUCUAGAAGUCCUAUAUAGUGUCACUAUUUGGUUCCCUACCAUCUAUGGCAAGAAGAAGGGAAAGAAGGAGAAGGAUGAUGAAAAUGUGAUUUCGUCAGAGAUGAAAGAUGAGAAUGACUUUGAUGAAAGAUCUAUGGAAGAGAAAGAACUCAUCAUUCAUUCUCCACAUAUCAUGAAGGCCCUGAGAUCUCUGGUCGAAUAUUACCCAGGACAAUCUUUACUCGGAGACACCAUCUCGAUCAAGGAACCUUAUGGCAUCCUUGUUCACUACCGAAAGGAACUUCAAGAAUACAAAGAGAAUUGUGAUGAUGCUGAAGCUGCUCACCAUAUCAGUGUCCUUCAAAAGUAUCUCGAGGAUAACUUUGAGGAGAAGUUAAAGUUGGAGGAUGACAGACAUGCGAGAGCAAACCCAGUCGUAACAUUCGAGAUGUUAUGGAUGCUCUUCAAGCCCGGAAUGGAUGUUUACGCGCAAUUUGACGAACAACGCGCUGGUUUCGUUCUCCAAGGUUGUGAAAACUCAAGCGAGAAUAACAGACCAGGUCAACCAUCUCCUCUCAAGGUCAAAAUGUGGUAUCUUGAUUUCGAUGGCCGAUUUGUUGGACGUCGAUCUCACGAAGUGACCAUUGCACCUUUUGAAGGCGAGCGCGAGAUUACAUCAUUGAAAGUUGUUCCUGCGCAUUAUGUUGACAGCAAUCCCAUUCUCUCUCCACGAACACAACUUGAAGAUCGCGGUGAGAAAUUCUACAGCAUGUUAAUGGGCAAACAAAUGGAUUACAGAGGAUUCAGUAUGCCCGUUGAGCAAAAGCCGAAACGUUUCCACGAAGGUCGUGUGGUGGUUGAUCAGAGUGCGUUUUACACGUACGCCGACUGGCAGGAAACACAGAAACAUCCAGCUCCAGUUCUCGGCAUCGAUGAUGAUGAUUCGGGUAUUUUGGCAGACUUGCACUAUAAUUGCAGUUGUUCAGAUUGUACUUCCAAGCGUCUCGCUGCAUCUUCCAAUACUCGCUGGGGUAGAUAUGAAAAUAUUGAACCUCGGGAAACUCCUUCCCUUGCCGAAACCGACGCAAAUGGAAAUAUUUCUCGUCACAAGUACUUCCUCUGUCCUCGUCGUAUAAUGGGUUUCGAUCUCAAGUCUAAAAAAUGGCAAGCUCUUGAUGUCGAUUGCUGUCAACCACCAAAAUUCUACACUUCAGCUAUCGAGAAUCUAGUCCUACCAAACGAAAAACAGGAAAUGAUCAAAGCACUCGUACAUAAAUACACAUCAUCCAAAAAAGCCGGCAAGAGCGAGAUGACCUGGUCCGCGGAUCCUAUCCCCAACAAAGGCGAAGGACAAAUCUUCCUUCUGCACGGUCCUCCCGGCGCAGGAAAAACCUACACAGCAGAAUGCGUCGCGGAAUUCACAUCACGGCCCCUCCUAUCCCUCACAUGCGGCGACAUCGGCACCGACGAAUUCCGCGUCGAAGAAUCCCUCAGCAAAUGGUUCAAACUCGCCGAGAUCUGGGGCGCUGUAAUGUUAAUCGACGAAGCGGAUGUCUAUCUCGAGCGACGCGAAGUCUCAGAACUAAUACGAAAUGGUCUCGUGUCUGUAUUUCUCCGCGCGAUGGAGUAUUACUGCGGGAUAUUAUUCCUGACGACGAAUCGAGUAGGUCAUUUUGAUCCGGCUUUCUUCAGUCGUAUUCAUGUUUAUAUUGGAUAUCGACCUCUUGAUAGUGAAGGUAGGAAAAGAAUCUGGUUGCAGUUUUUUCAGAAAUUGGAAAAGGAACGCGCGGAUGAAAUUACUAUUAAGAGUGCAGCGAAACGGUAUAUUCUUUCAGAUGAUGUGUUGAAGGAUAUUGAGUGGAAUGGAAGAGAGAUUCGGAAUGCGUUUCAGACGGCUGUUGCGUUGGCGGAGUAUGAGGCGGAGAUUAAGAGGGAGAAGGACGGGAAGGAUGGGAAGGAUGGGAAAUUGGAGGUGGAGUUGAGACAGGAUCAUUUUGAGAAGGUGGUUGAGAUGAGUGAUAAUUUUAAGAGGUAUUUGGCUACGGUUGGGAGUGAGGAGGUUGCGGGUCAGAGUGAGAUGUUGAAGGCGAAGAUUAACGGGGAUAGAGGGGAUGAUGCACUUUUGUAGGGGUGAGUAGGAGAUUUUUGAGGGAGGUUUGGGUUGGGGAUUUCGACUGGAUGGAUGGAUGAAUAAAUGGGUAUUGAUUCGACUUUGGUUGGUUGGUUAGUUAGGAUAAGAAUUGAUUGAUUGAUAAAUUCAUUAUUGAGUAUUUCACAGCUACUUGGUAUCGAUAAUCUAAUCUGUUAGCUUCUAUUGGAACUCUAAAUUCACUUGAGAAUAUUUAGAUAGAUAUAUUAAACUUUUGUUUAUUUUGUAUCUAUUAUUCAUUCAACUCUGCAAU
Molecule: messenger RNA, 3202 nt
Organism: Sclerotinia trifoliorum
Lineage: Eukaryota; Fungi; Ascomycota; Leotiomycetes; Helotiales; Sclerotiniaceae
Source: the annotation of a GenBank genome assembly